AUUACUUGAACUGAUUACCUCUCGGAUCUAGUUGGCCAGACAGCAUCAAGUUUCUGGACCUUUCUAAAGGUCAUGCCAGGCGGCCUUAAAAUAGCCACUAUAUCUAAAAACAGGCAACAGACUAAGCAAAUAUAUUCAGGGCAAUCAUCUACAACAUUGUGCCCAGUCUUAAGACUAACCCAGGCAAUCAAAGAAGAGGCUGAUUCACACAUGCUCCUCGCUUUACCUCACACAUGGGGCCGAAGAUUAAGUUUCGCAAACAAAAGAAAUAUCGCAGCGAUGUAAUCGCGACGGCUCAGGCGUCAGGACUUAUCCUCCAGUUCUGGAAUGCGCUUCUGGUCGGAGAUGACCUCACUGUUAUUAGUAUCGUUGAUGACCCAGAAUAUGCUUAUCUCUCAGAUGCCAUAUAUGACACCAGCAACAUAGAGGAGUGGAAGAACUUCAGGUUCAACUACAGAGGGCUAAGACUGUGGUCAUUGACGUACGAACAAGAGCUGACCACGCCACUGCACAUCACCGCUGGCCGGGGUUUCACCGAAUGUCUGCGGCAUCUCCUAAUGCGGGGCGCUCGAGUGGACCUGGCACCUGGGGGCACCACUGCCCUGCAUGAGGCCUGUGAGGAGUGCCAGCCCGAGUGUGUCAAGCUGUUGCUGCAGCACGGAGCCAAUCCCAGCGCAACUAAUGAAGACGGCCAGAUGCCCCUGCACGUGUGCACAGAACUCGAUUCACUUGAGUGUGCCAAACAUCUACUAGCAUUCGGUGCUUUGAUCAACGGUCAGAGCUUGGAUGAUAACGACACACCCCUUCAUGUGGCGGCCCGCCAUAGCCUUCCUGAUCACAUGGAGCUCUACUUACGACACGGAGCUGCACUUAACCUACAAAACGAGGAAGGAAACACAGCGCUGAACGCCGCCUGCUCCCAGCCGCAGGACUGCGCAUCUCUGGAGCGCUACAGCCGUGUUUGCCACAUGCUGGUAUCUGCUGGGGCGGACAUACAUAUCAGUGACGCGGACAAGCAGACUCCACUGCACAUGGCGUGUAAGAACGCCAUCCCUGACGUGGUGGAUCUGCUGCUGAAGUAUAAAGCCUUGGUCAACGAAAUGGAUUACGGCGGCGAAGCACCAAUGCAUAACAUCCUGAAGGCGGUGGCCUACAAGACGGACCAUGAGCCCGAGAGGAUUGUACAGGCUCUUCUCAAUUACGGAUCCAUCAGGGUGUGGCCUGGAGCUCUGCCCAAGGUCAGGAUUGGACGAGAGAGCUUUCCAUUCAAAGUCUCAUUAUAUCCUUAUACCUAGUCAUGGAAUUCUAAUGUUCCAUAAAAAUUCUGAACCAGUCGUAAUGCGAAUAAAAUCCUUA
Messenger RNA from Sinocyclocheilus grahami, 1356 nucleotides. RefSeq names its product ankyrin repeat and SOCS box protein 10-like. Bases 234 to 1295 code for a protein of 353 amino acids. Gene Ontology annotation, biological process: positive regulation of transcription by RNA polymerase II. Gene Ontology annotation, molecular function: transcription cis-regulatory region binding; protein binding. Lineage: Eukaryota; Metazoa; Chordata; Actinopteri; Cypriniformes; Cyprinidae. Gene Ontology annotation, cellular component: nucleus. The transcript has 3 exons. The record is from RefSeq and is a predicted model, not a curated record.